AUGAUAUAUAUUUUGCAUCUAAAAAAGGUACUAGUGGCUUUCAAGCCCGAGUACUUCAUCUGGAAGGAGCUCACUCGUGGUAUCAAAGCUGCGUGCGGUAAUAUUGCUAAACCACGUACUGCCACUAAUGUAACCAAACAUGGUAACCGGCUCUACAAAUCCAAGGCUAUCGCUGAGGAUUCUAAUGAGGUGGAAUUCAUUUCAUCUACCCUCAGUGAGCCUGAGCUCACUUCUUCACAGGAGGAGCAGGAUGAGAGUAUGGCCGUUGACGACAACCCGGCCACUGCCGCGGCUGCUAUCAACGCUGCUAACGAUGUCAUUACCCAUGUCACUACCACUUCUGCCAUCACUAAAGAGACGACUGGACCUGCCUCUAGCACUUGUGCUUCAGGUGGUCCCAAGGGCAAAUAUGCUCGCAAGCCCAUCCCCAAUGGUCCCAAGGCUUUUUGUUUAAACAAAAAACACCCCAAGGUGAUUCUUCUUGAGUACACUUCAGUUCCUGGUAUGGAUACUAAUUCCACUGCUUAUCUCAAGGCUGCCCGUUACGUCAACAAUCCUCAUAAACGUGCUCGCACCGAGCAACCCAAUGCCAAGGAGGGAUCGUUGCCCAUUGACGAACCUGCCACUACUUCUGUUUUGAGCAUCGUUGCCGGCUACUUGGAUCAACCAGUUGCCAAUCCUUUCUUGGAAAUCCAGGAUAGCGAGGCAAUCAAGCAACUUGUCAUCCUUAUCCGCUCCUAG
Molecule: messenger RNA, 741 nt
Organism: Psilocybe cubensis
Lineage: Eukaryota; Fungi; Basidiomycota; Agaricomycetes; Agaricales; Agrocybaceae
Exons: 6
Coding region: 1-741 (246 amino acids)
Source: RefSeq, a predicted model, not a curated record